This is a messenger RNA of Orbilia oligospora ATCC 24927, 855 nucleotides long. RefSeq lists its product as uncharacterized. Bases 1 to 855 code for a protein of 284 amino acids. The record is from RefSeq and is a predicted model, not a curated record. NCBI's taxonomy places the organism in Eukaryota, Fungi, Ascomycota, Orbiliomycetes, Orbiliales, Orbiliaceae. The transcript is spliced from 3 exons. Gene Ontology annotation, cellular component: membrane.
AUGGGCUCACAUGUUAUCGACACCUCGCCAACAAAUGGCCGUGGCGGUUGGGUUCCAUAUUACUACUGGCCCAGCUUGGUCGCAGCGAUAAUUUUCGUUAUCCUCUUCGCGGUGUGCAGCAUCAUCCACAUUUAUCGCCUCUUCAAAUACAAGGGGUGGUACUUCAUUCCCUUCGUUAUUGGUGUACUCUUCCAAAUGGUCGGUUAUGCAGGGCGUAUCGGAUCUUACUAUGACUUCUACUCUCUUACUUGGUUCAUCAUGCAAUCGCUCCUUAUUUUGCUCGCCCCAGCUCUUUUCGCCGCGUCGAUCUAUAUGACACUUAGCCGUAUCGCAAUCGCUUUGCACGCCGAGAACCUCCUUAUCAUUCGGGCUAAAUGGCUUACUACAUUCUUCGUUACUGGCGAUGUUCUUUCCUUCCUUGCACAGAGUGCAGGAGGCGGCAUGAUGGCUGCGGGUGAUCAAGAAGGGGCCGACCGCGGACAGAAGGUUGUUAUGGGUGGUCUCUUUAUUCAAAUCUUCUUCUUCGGCGGAUUCAUCAUUAUCGCCACUCUUUUCCAUAAUCGUCUAAAUAAAUCGCCCUCCCAUGUUCACGAAAAGAUCAAGGGUCGCAAAUACCUUUUCACAAUGUACUUUGCCAACGGACUCAUCCUCAUUCGAUCCCUAUUCAGAGUUAUCGAAUAUAUCAUGCCUCACGACGGUCCUCUUAUGAAGAACGAAGCCUACCUUUACAUUUUCGAUGCACUUUUGAUGUUUGCCGUUGUGGUUAUUUACUUGGUUGUCAAGCCCUACGGCGACCUCUUUGAUGAAUGGAAGCGAAGAAAGGAUCUGGGAGACUUGGAGUUGACUCGGAGGUAA